Messenger RNA from Vespa mandarinia (Asian giant hornet), 1040 nucleotides. It is a transcript of the gene ytr, whose product is annotated as U4/U6.U5 small nuclear ribonucleoprotein 27 kDa protein yantar. Gene Ontology annotation, cellular component: precatalytic spliceosome. Lineage: Eukaryota; Metazoa; Arthropoda; Insecta; Hymenoptera; Vespidae. The record is from RefSeq and is a predicted model, not a curated record. Gene Ontology annotation, biological process: RNA splicing.
CAUGAUGCUAACAGGUAGUUUACUACGUGAAACAACAACAUAAAUAAAGGUCCAAAGCAGUAGCAGCAAAUAGAGCCUUCAAAUGUUCAAUGCAUUCGUUAAUUAUUUGACUAAGUGAAAAUAUAAAUAAAUAUUUUUAUCUACGCAAUCAUAGAAAUAUGUUUGUUUUGCACAUGAUACAAUAUUAUACUAUUUUAUAAAUAUUUCAUAGUAUGUACAUAACCUUUUAGCAUACUGUCAAAACACUUUAGAAAUUUUAAAACGUCUAUAUAUUUUUCUUUAAAGAUUUUUAUAAUGUCGUGCAAGCAGUUUUAACAAUUUUAUAUUUAAAAUACGAAUAUAAUGGGUCGAAGUCAUACCCCGUCGCCUGGAAGACGACGUGAUCGUUCCAGGGAACGUGACCGCGACAGAGAUCGUCGAAGACGACGAUCUCGCGAAAGACGUCGGAGAUCUGCAGAACGUGACAGAGUAAAAUCAAGAGAUAGAGAUAGAGAACGAGAUCGUGAUCGAGACAGACAUAAACGAUCAUACAGUAGAUCUAGAUCUAGAGAACGAGACAGACCUAAGCCUAGAGCCAAAUUAUCUACGGCAGAACGUCCUGUUAUCACAGAGGCUGAUCUUCAAGGAAAAACACCGGAAGAACAAGAGAUGAUGAGAAUGAUGGGUUUUUGUGGUUUUGAUACCACCAAAGGUAAGAAGGUAGAAGGAAAUGAUGUAGGCGCAGUACAUGUUAUUCUAAAAAGAAAGUACAGACAGUACAUGAAUAGAAAAGGAGGUUUCAAUAGACCACUUGAUUUCGUGGCAUGAAUAUCUCAACUUUUUAAUUUUCCAAUUGCUAAUAUUUUUUUUAAUUCAGUUCUUUAUAAUUAAGAACAUAUAAUUCUCUUAUAUCCUCUUUCUUUUGUUUAAAGUUUUCACAACAUGAAUAAUUUAUUUCAUUGAGAACAUACAAUGUAUGAAUUAAUAAUGCGGCAAAAAAGUUUAUAGACACAGUUUAAGUACAUUCUUGCUCUCAAUUAUAUUUUAUAUAAUUAAAAAAA